Messenger RNA from Salvia miltiorrhiza (redroot sage), 1534 nucleotides. RefSeq names its product putative receptor-like protein kinase At5g39000. NCBI's taxonomy places the organism in Eukaryota, Viridiplantae, Streptophyta, Magnoliopsida, Lamiales, Lamiaceae. The transcript has 2 exons. The record is from RefSeq and is a predicted model, not a curated record. The coding region runs from base 1 to 693 and encodes 230 amino acids. Gene Ontology annotation, biological process: protein phosphorylation. Gene Ontology annotation, molecular function: ATP binding; protein kinase activity.
AUGGCUACCUUAAAUAUACAGAAUGCCCAAAAAAAAAUUCUCGGGGGCGUACAAUUUCAGCCCCCGAACUUAGUUCCUGGCUCCGUCCCUGAUUGUCGCCGCUUUUCACUAGCUGAGUUCCAAUUAGCCACUAGAAACUUCAAUGGUGGACUUGUAAUUGGAAGGGGUGGAUUUGGUAAAGUCUACAAAGGCCUCAUUGAUAAUGGACAAACAACUGUUGCUGUAAAGAGGUUAAAGUUGAGCUCCAGGCAGGGGGCGCAUGAGUUUCUGACAGAAAUUGAAACGCUUUCUCAGCUCCGACAUAUCAAUCUUGUCUCUCUAUUUGGAUACUGUAGUGAGCUCAGGGAAAUGAUACUUGCUUAUGAGCAUAUGGUUUGUGGUACACUGGCUGACCACCUCUACAAACUAGGAAGAUACAACAGCAAUCAUUCUUCUCUCAUUUGGAAGCAAAGGUUGAAUAUCUGCGUUGGAGCAGCACGAGGCCUUGACUAUCUUCACACUGGCCAUAGGGUCAUACAUCGUGAUAUAAAGGCUUCAAACAUCCUUCUCGAUGAAAAUUUUGUAGCCAAGGUUUCAGAUUUUGGCUUGGCCAAACCUGAAGACAGAUUAUUCGAACUUUGGAGUCUGCUAUGCAGCUCUAAGAAGCAGCAGGAUAGAGAACGAGGCAUGGCAGCUGGUGAUGGUGACGUCUGAUUCGCAUCUAGGUAAAUUCUUCUUAUUAGCAACUUCUUGUUCUGUUUCACCUUAUAGGUUCCUUGCGUUCUUAGAUUGAUGACAGUGAAGUGGACUGACUGUAGCUGAUUCAAAAUCUAAUUCUUUGGUUAUGAACUUGUGAAUUAUAUUAUUUGGUGCAGCAGCUACAUGGAGCUGUGUUUUCGGGCUUCAUCAUCAACAACGAGCUCUUGAAACAAAACUAAGCUAGUAAAAGAUAUUACAAUGUACAUAUAAAAACAAUAUUAUUACAGUGUACAUAUAGUUUUGCAAUGACUGCUAAAAAUAGUGUAAAAGAUACCACAACAUAUUAUACAAUAAACAGAAUUGCCAGCUUAUAUGGACUUGAUGGCUUGAAAAACGGAAACAAAUCAUCAAAUUCAAAAUACACAUCACUCAUCCAACGCAAAAUUCUAGCACAGCAACAAUGUCUGGCCAUGACGGAUUUCACACAAUAAGCGCCAAGCUCAGGAAGAACCUCAUAAGCCCAAGCCUGUAGAACAAAUACAAAACCACGAGCUUCGAGUCGAAGCUUAGCAUGUUUGCCUUCAUGACAAUAUUUAGCACUAAAAGUUCGCAGAAGAAGUUCAUCGUACGUAAGAGACCCCCAUGGAUAUUCAUUGAACUUUUCGAAAUCAUCCAUUAAGUGCAUAUAACCUAAUUCUACAUGGUUGUUCGAUCGAUCCUUAGUGACCAAUAGACAGACCAUAUAUAAUGCACAACAAAGCCAACGGCACACAUAAUUCAGAAUUACCACGACUCAUGUUGCACUCUUUUAGGAAACAUCUUUGAAUGUCAGAAAAAUUCAAAUUGGUUACGCCUU